CACACACACACACACACGCCUGCUCGUACUGAAUAACAAAAUAAAAUUGUUUCUUAAAGAAGCUAAAGAAAUGAGAAUUAAAAAAAAAAAAGGAAAACAUAAUAUAGUAGAACAGAAUGCAUAGAUAACAAAGAAAAUCAAUCACUUAUAAAACAAUAAAGUAUAUAUGCGUACAACAUCAAACAAAAGUUUCUGUAAGAGGAAAUGUACCAGUUGCUUCCUCCUGCUUGCUGGUGGUAUUUAUAGCAUGUUUAAAAAAGAAUAGAUAUGUAUCGUAUUUCCUGGUUUAUGUGGCGAUAUCGUCUGUUGACUUACUUCGUCUUGCUGUAGUUAAGUAGGCACUAUCUUCGCAAGCAAUAUUGAUUCUCGUAGAAUCUUGUUGUUUCGCAUUGCACACACACGAACACACACGCUCACACACACACACACACACACACACACACACACACACACACACACACACACGCACACACACGCACGCACGCACGCACGCAUGCACGCACAAGCACAGGUGCCUUUAAAAAUAUUCUUUUUUUUAUCGUCACUUUUUCCUUGUCUCUAUUUUAGUAUUAUACAUUCGAGGAAGUUGAAAGCAGAAAAUUUCAUUGCACAAAUUAUAUUUAGUGCACACUGAUGUGCUUUCUGAAGCCGAUCUAAAUCUGUCAUCAAGUGCGCUUAUAUAAGAACGCAUGUGAGCGUAUUUGUAAGUAGAUAAGUAACCUUAUAUGGCAGUGAUAAUGGUGAUGGUGGCAGGUAAAACAAACGAAACAAAAUAGACUAGAAACUCUCUAAAUCAAUGGACAUACUUUCGAGACCAAGAAUAUAGAAGGAAGGAAGGAAAAAAAAGGGGAAAUAUAUCCAAGAAUCAUACUAAGCAUCUGCAUAAAUAUCGUAUAUAUUCAUAUGCAUACUUGCUAUAGUACCGAACAACAGACAAAGUAACAAUAGCGUCUAUUUGAUAUUGCAGGAAAACGUUAAAGAAAAGUUGAUAAAAAGUAUGUAAAUGAAAACGUAGCGGAACAAACAUUUGAGAUAACAAAAAAAAAAAAAAAAAAAAAAAAACGAAGGAGAAUAGGACAACGAGACAAAAAAAGGAAAAUACAACUAAAAGCGAACACAAAGUUAUGCUAACGUCAUCAUUCGUCUCCAGCUCCCCGUGCCGCACACGAUGAUCCUGAACGCCAGGCGCGGAAAAACCUCUUCGUGUGCUGUUCUCCUCGUUAUCUUGUUCUUCGCGGUGAACACUUACACUCCUGGCUCUCAAAGGGGAUCUUCGGAGACCGACCUUUCGCUGUUGUUCACUUCGGAGGCGGUCAGGCCCGCAUCCGAAUGCAUGCACAUCAAGAAGAACACGAAACCGAAGUCAAGCACAAGCAACCAUAUUGAACCCGAUCUGCACGAAACCUUUCGGACGCGGAGAGAACACUUGCUCGAACAAUGUCGCCGACUGAACCUAACAGCAAAGUACACUAACAAAGACUGGUUAUGGUCAUUGCUUUUAGAAUUUCCCGGCCCGCUCGAUGUGUGUCUCCCUCCAAAGGUGGGCUCGACAUCAUGGCGAGAGCUUCAGAAGCGAGUGAGCGAGCGAGAGCUUUCCGGCCUCCACCCCAGCAGCGCCAUCUUGGUUCGUCAUCCACUGUCUCGCCUGACGUCUGCUUAUAGGGACAAGUACCUUGACGGAGCGCCGAUUAGUGACUACGACAAAAACUGGAGGAAGAGCCAGGGCUUCACCGCGCCCCGCUUCUACUACUGGUACAAUUAUUGGAUCCCAACUCUGAUCUCCUCGGGGAGGCUGGUUCCUUCGGAGGAGUUCCUCAAGAGGGUCAAAGACGGUCGGAGCAUUCACAGGACCAGAAGCGUCGGCAUAGCUAACCUACGGGAUGCUGUUAUGGACAUCUACGGGAGUAAAGACCUUCAGAAGCAGUUUAGCAACGCCACUUUCACCUUUCGAGAGUUUCUGGAAUUCAUUCUCUGGGUGGAUGAGCUGGGUAUGCGGGACCUGCACUGGGGCACGUACACGGAGCAGUGCCUCCCUUGCCAAGAGGACUAUCAGUACAUCCUUCACCUAGAGACAGUAGAUGCAGAAUCUAGAGUCCUUCUGCAGGAUGUAGGAUACCCAGAGGAUAUCCGCUUGGCCACCAAGCACCGAACGAAGGGCCUCUCUCACACGUUAAGCACAAAUGAUCUCGAGUAUUAUAAGAACCUUCCCAAAGGUUUACUGAACAGAAUUCUUAAAUUCUAUGAAUAUGAUUUCGAUCUUUUUGGUUACAGCAAAGAUAUACUGGCAGUGUGACCAUCAGGAAAAGUAGUGUGAUUGGAUACGUACUGAUGGUGUGAUAAAAAAACGUAUGCAAUGCGCUUUGACACUUCAUUUUUGAAAGGUAGCCAGCAGAACGUACUUAUACAUAAUUAAUUUAAUCAGUGUCCAAUAUCUUUAUUUUUUCAGUGUCGGACCAACCUUGCAUUGUAACUAAUAAGAGGAUGUAGGAAUUCUGACUUUUGGUAUCUUUGCUUCUGUAGCUAUAAGAUGUUACGAGGACGAAAGAAAAUAAAUGUUCUCUCUUUGAGCUUCUUCAAGGCUAGCAGUGACACCCUUAGCUUCGUCCUGAUCACAGGCUUUGAAAAAGGUUACAUAUCCUCAUGACCUUUUGCAAAAGACUCAUCAUUUUAAUUUAAAAUAUCAAGUAUUAUCUUCGAAUCUCUCUCUAUCUCUCUCUCUCU
This is a messenger RNA of Penaeus chinensis, 2721 nucleotides long. Its product is annotated as carbohydrate sulfotransferase 10-like. NCBI's taxonomy places the organism in Eukaryota, Metazoa, Arthropoda, Malacostraca, Decapoda, Penaeidae. Gene Ontology annotation, biological process: carbohydrate biosynthetic process. The transcript is spliced from 4 exons. Bases 1169 to 2293 code for a protein of 374 amino acids. The record is from RefSeq and is a predicted model, not a curated record. Gene Ontology annotation, molecular function: sulfotransferase activity. Gene Ontology annotation, cellular component: membrane.